Molecule: messenger RNA, 2087 nt
Organism: Asterias rubens (European starfish)
Lineage: Eukaryota; Metazoa; Echinodermata; Asteroidea; Forcipulatida; Asteriidae
Exons: 2
Coding region: 1-1647 (548 amino acids)
Biological process (GO): carbohydrate biosynthetic process
Cellular component (GO): membrane
Molecular function (GO): sulfotransferase activity
Source: RefSeq, a predicted model, not a curated record
AUGAGUUACAAGUCGAAAGCAACUAUAUCCUCUGACGAGUCGGACUCUGACAAAGAAUAUCAGGAUUUACCAACCUUUGCCCAACAAGACGAAAGCCUGCUUAAGAUCGACCAUGACAUACCCAUCUUGAAAAAAGAUAUUGCUAUUGAAUCGAAGGAGAGUUCACAGGAGAGCAAAGUAAAAGUACCGCCACCAAAAACAAAGAAAAAAUCAGCAACGCCAGUACAAACAUCAGGAAAGAAACCACUUAAAGAAAAAACUGCUGUAAAAGCAAAGGCGAAAAAAGGUUCUUUGCCUGCGCAGAAAGCUGUUGAGGAUGAUCGUGCUAAGAAAGGUGUAAUUGUUGCUAAGAAGCAAACAAAGGAAAAACUUACACCACCAAAAGGAAAUGUUCUGCAAAAGAAGGGGGACGGUAAAGGUAUGUUGCCUACGCAGAAAACUGUUAUAAAUGAUAACGCUAAGAAAGGUGUCGUCGUUGCGAAGAAGCAAACAAAAGAAAAUCUAAUUCAACAAAAAGAAAACGUUCCGCAAAGGAAACUGGACCAGGCUGAAGCUAAGGUUGCCCCCGAAAGAAAAGAACCUGCUGCUAAAACAAAUAAUGGUAACGUUGCCUCUAACGCUGCCCCAAACGCUGCCCCUAACGCUGCCCCCAACGCUGCCCCUAACGCUGCCUCUAACGCUGCCCCUAACGCAGCCCCUAACGCUGCCCCUAACGCUGCCCCUGUCAAACCAGUUCCAGGUAAGUCAAAGACGGCGAAAAACCCAAGACAACUGAAACGAGGAAAGAAGGAUCCGAGGUCGUUAUGGCAAAGUGAACAGGCCAAACGGCGAGCCACUCUUCGUCAAGCAUGUGGUCGUCUCGGUUUGGGAAAUCAAACUAUCCAGCAAACCAUCAAACAAAGCAAGCGCAGUUUCUGGCCGUUCAUCUUUGAAGAUCGGUACCGUCUGAUCUACACAUACAUUUCCAAAGUGGGAUCGACCAACUGGAAGAGAGCUUUCCUCGUUCUCCAAGGGAAGUACAAAAGUGUCGACAAUAUUCCGGGGAGGUUUGCGCACGCGCAAAGCCUCCGUAAACUUAGCUCGCUCCCAGAAGAUGACAUCCAGCAACGUCUUAAUAACUAUACAAACUUCAUCUUUGUCAGACAUCCAUUCGCACGAGUACUGUCAGCCUACAGGAGCAAGUUCUUGGAACCUAAUCCAUCUUUCCAAAAACACACGGGAACUCGCAUUAUCAAGAUGUACCGUAAGAAUGCAACAGAAGAGGCACUCCAAACCGGCAGUGACGUCAGCUUCCACGAGUUCGUACAGUUCAUUGGGAAUUCCAAAACAAUCAAUUUCGACGGUCACUGGCAACCUAUUUACAAGAUGGUUCUACCCUGCACAGUGCGAUUUGACUUCAUUGGUAGGCUGGAAACUGGAGAGGAGGAUGCUAAAUUCAUCCUUGAGGAGACCAAAGUCGACCAUCUUGUUCACUUUAAGGCAUCAACACGUAACGUAAGCCAUGACGAUGCAACCUUCAACCAAUUCUACUCGCAGAUACCAAGUAACGAUCUUUUAAAACUGUACAAAAUAUAUAAACCGGAUUUCACAUUGUUUGGAUACGAGGUACCGCAAAGCCUGAAAUCGCUUAUUAAAGUUGCGGUCUAGAAAAUUUAACAGCAGCAAUUUUGAUACAAGGUUUAUAUUAUUGUAAAAGGGGAAAUCAAAUUAUAGCCUAUAGUUUUAAGAGUUAAAUAAUAACUAGAGUUAAAUAAUAAAGUUAAAUAAUUUUUUUUCGAUGUCUUUCAUCCCAGUUGAAAAUCUAUUUUCAAAAAGAGAAUUUAUUUUUUACAAUUUUCAUAAUAAAACGUUCUUGGAAUGGAGAUUUUGAAAUAUAUUGUUGGCCAAAAAGGCAACCGUUGUCUUCAAGAUGCUUUUUUUAAAGUUGAAUAAAAAAAAUUGUGCUUGGAAGUGAACAGCUUUGAUAUUAUUCUUAAAGGUAAACUCGAAAAGUUUUACAGGGGAAACAAACUCGAUAGGUAAUUAUUUAGAAUUGUCAUAGUUGAGAACUGGUAAUAUUUUUAUCAUUGAAUUAAGGUUCGUAAUAC